Messenger RNA from Nicrophorus vespilloides, 1855 nucleotides. Its product is annotated as flotillin-2. The record is from RefSeq and is a predicted model, not a curated record. The transcript is spliced from 6 exons. Gene Ontology annotation, biological process: regulation of myoblast differentiation; protein localization to plasma membrane. Bases 391 to 1689 code for a protein of 432 amino acids. Lineage: Eukaryota; Metazoa; Arthropoda; Insecta; Coleoptera; Silphidae. Gene Ontology annotation, cellular component: plasma membrane.
CAAAUAUCUGCAAUUAGAGAAGACACCGAUGAUGAGGAGAAGGAUCGUAAUAAGCGGUUUUCCAUUUCGGGAAAAACGCAUGCGCCCGAUCGCGCGACAAUGCGAGCGAACAGGGAAUCCCGUAUGCAUCGUAGCUCUGUAGUUUCAGCAUGGCGGUUUGCUGAAAACCGGAUCCAGUUAAGAACGUCGUCGUCGUCAACCUAACCUAACGCGCGCAUUUACAAAACGCAACCACCACCACCUAGCGCACACAUCAGGCUUCGAACUGUCCACCACUUUUGCUUCCUAGUGUUUUCGUGCGUUCAUUUUAGUGCAUCGUUGCUUGUUUUUUGAAACUCAUCGCACCGUUGUGGCAUACAUAGUUUUACAGUUUCAUCCCUUAAACUAAACAUGGGCAACGUACACACCGUAGGACCCAACGAAGCUCUCAUCGUCUCAGGUGGAUGCUGUGGUUCGACGAAGAGGGUGACGAUAGUGGGUGGAUGGUCAUGGGCAUGGUGGCUUGUGACGGACGUCCAACGUCUAUCGUUGGAGGUGAUGACUUUGAACCCCAUGUGCGACAGCGUGGAGACGGCUCAGGGCGUCCCGCUGACUGUCACCGGGGUGGCUCAAUGCAAGAUCAUGAAGGCCGACGAACUGUUGCACACCGCUUCCGAACAAUUCCUCGGUAAAUCUGUCAAGGAAAUCAAGUCCACGAUACUCCAAACUCUCGAAGGUCAUCUGAGAGCUAUACUGGGAACUCUUACAGUCGAAGAGGUGUACCGCGACAGGGACCAGUUCGCUGCUCUUGUGCGGGAAGUAGCCGCACCGGACGUAGGUCGAAUGGGAAUUGAGAUAUUGUCGUUCACCAUUAAAGACGUUUUCGAUGAUGUGCAAUACCUGGCCUCUCUGGGCAAAGCUCAGACGGCAGUCGUGAAGCGCGACGCCGACGCCGGAGUUGCCGAAGCGAACCGUGACGCCGGAAUCCGCGAAGCCGAGUGCCAGAAAUCCGCAAUGGACAUCAAGUACUCCACCGAUACGAAGAUCGAAGACAAUUCGCGUAUGUUUAAGCUGCAGAAGGCACAUUUCGAUCAAGAGAUCAACACGGCCAAAGCCGAAGCGCAGUUAGCGUACGAGCUGCAAGCUGCCAAGAUUCGCCAGAAGAUCAGGAACGAGGAAAUCCAGAUUGAGGUGGUGGAGCGCAGAAAGCAGAUCGAAGUGGAAGCGCAAGAAGUUCAGAGGAAAGAGCUCGAGUUGAACGCAACUGUUCGUUUACCAGCUAAAGCCGAAAGCUACAGGGUUGAGAUGAUUGCCCAAGGAAAGAGGACACACACUGUAGAAGCAGCGAAGGCUGACUCUGAGAAGAUCAAAUUGCUCGGAAGCGCUGAAGCAGAAUCCAUUUCGUUGAUGGGUCAAGCCGAGGCCGAAGGAAUGAGACUGAAAGCCUCUGUGUACAAGCAAUACGGGAAUGCGGCGAAGAUGGCCAUCGUUUUGGAAGCACUACCAAAGAUUGCAGCCGAAAUUGCAGCUCCUUUGGCGAAGACCGAUGAAAUAGUCCUGCUGGGUGGAUCGGACACAGCCACUGAUCAGAUUUCACGGUUGGUUGGAAAAUUACCUCCAGCAAUAAACGCAUUAACCGGCGUGGAUCUUUCGAAAGUUUUAGGGAAGAUUCCUGGAGCCACCGUCAACCAAACUACUGCCGUUAAAUAAAUAAAUCAAAAACAAGCAGAAAAUAACAUUAAACAAAACUAAGAACAACACCGAAUAAUAUACAAAUACGACACAAAUAGCCGCUCCUUCGGUAAUUUCAUUCUACGCCUUUACAAUUGAUAUUUCUGGCUUUCAAUUCUUUUAUAUACAAAACUUACUAUAUAUA